Messenger RNA from Aspergillus puulaauensis, 2742 nucleotides. RefSeq lists its product as uncharacterized. Gene Ontology annotation, biological process: carbohydrate metabolic process. The coding region runs from base 1 to 2742 and encodes 913 amino acids. The record is from RefSeq and is a predicted model, not a curated record. Lineage: Eukaryota; Fungi; Ascomycota; Eurotiomycetes; Eurotiales; Aspergillaceae. The transcript is spliced from 2 exons.
AUGGAGGUCACUCGCUGCGGCAUUCACGGUUUCCACGAAGCACUUGGUAUUGAUACUGAUGCGAUUCGCUUCUUCUGGGUGCUUGAAGCCAGAAAUUCAAAUGCCCGACAAGCUGCAUACCGUAUAGCGGUCUCCUCCAAGCGCAAUCUCGAUGAGCAGCCGGACGCCUGGGACUCUGGCCGUGUGCAGAGCGAUUCCCAGCGCAACAUUCUUUGCAAGCCCGAGAGUGGCUUCAAGUCGACUACUUUGUACUACUGGCAAGUGACUGUCUGGGAUGAGAAGGACAAUUGUUCGAAGAGUGCGAUCAAUGAGUUCUACACUUCGUAUCCCCGGUCAUCCAGACUUCUUCCCCCCUACAGCAUGAACCAGACCUAUAUGCCGCAUAGCAGUCUGAUUUUCCGCACCUGGUUCGAAAACGAGGCCGACCGGUGGAAAGCCGUAUGGAUUGGCAACGGGGCGGAUAAACCCAUCUACCUUCGAAAGUCACUUCAGCACGCAUCCACCAAGGAGGUCGAAAGAGUCAUUGUCUUUGCAUCCGGCCUGGGCCAUUUCAACCUCACCGUCAAUGGAAUGCCCGCGUCAACGCAUGUACUCGACCCAGGGUGGACAAACUACCACCGCACCGUGCAAUUUGUCGGCUACGACGUGACAUCUCAGUGGAAGAGCGAGGAGAACGUCAUCGGUGCCCAUGUCGGUAAUGGAUUCUACGCUGGCGAUCAGGGUGAUCGGUUCUUCUGGCCAAUGUACGAGGAUAAUACCUAUGUUCGCUAUGGGAAUGAGCUUUGCUUCUUCGCGGAGAUCCACGUCCACUACACCGAUGGCUCGCAUGAGACGGUCAUCUCAGAUCCAAGCUGGAAGGUCCGCAGCAGUGCAACCACGUUGGCGAAUAUUUACAUGUCCGAGGAUCAUGACCGUCGCUUAUACCCUGUUGGCUGGGAUGCGCCUGGAUACGACGACAGUGAUUGGGCCUCUGCCAAACCGCUGACAGGACCGAGAGGAAAGCUGCGAUAUCAGAGCCAGCCUCCUGUUGUUCUGCACAAUACAUUCAAUCCAGUGCGACACCAGGUCCUCCGUCCUGGCGUGACAAUGUUCGACCUUGGCCAGAACUCCAGCAUCAUGCCCCGGGUGGAGAUAACUGGCCCUGCAGGGUCUGAGAUUAUCAUCCGAUACUCUGAAACCAUCGACGAGGACGGCGCAGUCUUCAUGCCCGAUCCUCUAUUCAAAGAAUUCGAAUACGGCGUCUACACCAAGUUCACCCUCUCAGGAACAAGCGAGAAGGAAUCCUGGACGCCCGACUUCUCCUUCACCAGCGCGCGCUACAUCCAAAUCGAAGGCGCCUCGCUCGAACCAAACGACAACCUCCCAACAAUCCACUCCGUCACAGCCCGCCACGUCUCCUCCGCAGCCCGGCAUCUAGGAUACAUAAAGACAGACAAAGACGACGUCAACGCCCUCAUAAACGCCUGCUACUGGAGCUUCUCCUCCAACCUCUUCAGCUACCACACCGACUGUCCCCAGAUCGAGAAAUUCGGAUGGCUCGAGGUAACCUCCCUCCUUGCUCCAGCAACGCAAUACGUCCGCGACAUGGAGGCCGUCUACUCCAAAAUCCUAGAUGAUAUCAUCGAUACCCAGGAAUCGGACGGUCUUGUUCCGACUAUGGCCCCUGAGAUUAGAUACAUGUGCGGGCCGCUCCAUGAUACGAUCACCUGGGGCUGCGCGAUUGCGUUCCUCCCUGAGUUGAUAAAACGGUAUUAUGGGUCGACGGAGGUGUUCAGCAAGAUAUACCAGCCUUGUAUCCGGUAUAUGGAAUACAUGAAGACGAAAGAGCGGCAUGGCGGGCUGAUCGAGCACGGUCUCGGCGACUGGGGGCGUGAUAUCGCAUUUGGGAACCACCAGGCCAAUAUCGAGACGGCGGUUUAUUAUCGCUGUCUGCGGAAUGUUGCCCUUAUGGCUGCUGAGCUGGGAUAUGUCGAAGAUGAAAAGAAAUACACGCAGUGGGCGGAUCGGAUUUAUGAUGUUUAUAACAGGCAUCUCCUUGUCACGGACAAAACAACCCGUCCUUAUGCAUUUUAUACUUCGCUUGAUAGCCCGGGCGUCUAUGACUGUACCAUGGUUGCGCAGGCCAUGGCGUUGCAAUUCGGUCUUGUCCCGGCAGUUCAUAGACCGGAUAUCGUCAAAGCGUUUCUAUCGGCUUGUUCGGCAUCAGGGAACCGGAUCGAAGCAGGUGAGAUUGGGUUGAAGUACCUCUGGAAUACACUCGCCGAGCCGGACGUCAACAGACCGGAUAUCGUGCUGGCCAUGGCGCGACAGGAAGAACACCCGAGUUACAUGCGGUUCCUGCGUCGUGGCGAAACGACGCUCUUGGAGUUUUGGCAGGAUGCGUGUCGCUCCAAGUGCCAUGAUAUGCUGGGGACGAUCUAUGAGUGGUUCUAUGAGGCGGUGCUAGGGGUUAAACCAGUCGGUGAUGCGUAUCGGACUUGGACACUGAGACCGCCGGUUGAGAGUGAGUUUGGGUCUGUGGAGGGGGAGGUGGAUUGUCCGUAUGGGCUUAUUCGGGUUACAUUUGAAAGGAUCGGUGAGAGAGUGAAGCUGGGGGUUCGCGUACCGACCAGUACAACCUGCACUCUUGUUCUGCCCCUUGCAUGGAGGGUUGUUGAGAUGAAGCCUGCAGUUGCUGAGACGGAUGGGAAGAAUGUGGUUGUGCUGCCGCAGGGAACAUACGAUAUUGUCGUUGCAAAGUAA